AUGGCAUACCCCCUUCCUGUGAUAUCGGCCGGGCUCUCGACGUCGCCUCCAGAGUCCACGGCUAGCUCCGUUGCCACCCUCUGCUCAUGGGACACCUAUCUCACCAUCGCUCACACCUACCUCGUUCGCUUCGAGCACAUCGCAAGUGCACUUGUGGUCGCGCUCUCUAAUGCCACAACCGCCAUCCAAGUUUUCGCCUGGAGCGCAAGGGCUCGGCGUCGUCUGAGCAGCAACCCCGAGCGCGACAAAGGCUUUGUGGGCAGCAGGGCGUCCAGACGGUCUCCGUUCCCAUUCAGCGGUAAUCCGAAGACCUCGCCUGGGUCACUCAGCGUUUCCAACGACGGCGCACAGCUAAGCCAAGGCCCGUCCUCGCCCGUGCUGCUAUCGCCACCGACAAUCGUCGAGGUCGAGCCGACUGAGGAGGACGGGAACAAAGCACUCGUCGCAGAUGGUGCACCCCUCGUCGGUCUCACUAAAGCCUCUAGCACUGGCUUGACAUGGGCAACUCACGAGCGGCUCACCAUCCGACUUGGUGGCAGACAUGCUGCUAGGUGCAAUUCACCAUCGCCGCAGCCAAGUCGCUCCGCUGCAGAGUCUCCAGCGGUCCGGGCCUACCACUCGCCUCACUCGCUUUUGUCCACAACGGCGGGAAACCGGACAUCUUGGUGA
Messenger RNA from Dichomitus squalens LYAD-421 SS1, 669 nucleotides. RefSeq lists its product as uncharacterized. The coding region runs from base 1 to 669 and encodes 222 amino acids. NCBI's taxonomy places the organism in Eukaryota, Fungi, Basidiomycota, Agaricomycetes, Polyporales, Polyporaceae. The record is from RefSeq and is a predicted model, not a curated record. The transcript has 2 exons.